Phyllostomus hastatus (greater spear-nosed bat) is the source of this 2734-nucleotide messenger RNA. It is a transcript of the gene ALG12, whose product is annotated as ALG12 alpha-1,6-mannosyltransferase. Gene Ontology annotation, molecular function: alpha-1,6-mannosyltransferase activity. The record is from RefSeq and is a predicted model, not a curated record. Gene Ontology annotation, biological process: protein N-linked glycosylation. The transcript has 10 exons. Lineage: Eukaryota; Metazoa; Chordata; Mammalia; Chiroptera; Phyllostomidae. Gene Ontology annotation, cellular component: endoplasmic reticulum membrane. Bases 923 to 2437 code for a protein of 504 amino acids.
CUUCCGGCUGCGGGCAGCUGGGGCAGCUCGUGCAGCCGAGGGAGUCGCGCUCCGCAGGACAGCCCCGCGGGCGCGCGUGGUAAGCGUGCGCUGCCGCGGCCGGGGCUCUCGGGGUGGGCGGCGGGGAUCCCGAGCUGAAGCGUGCGCUGCGCUCCUCCGGCCUUUCUGUGCGUGUUCUCGUGGGACAGCCGCCGGGCCCCUCCACCUGGGGCCGGGCUCCUCACCUGGGGCCUGAGAAGUGUCUCGCGAGGCCCUGGAACCCGCAUUUCCGCAGGUGCCCCGGCGAGGGGCACUGGAACCGUGGUUUCGGUGACGAGCACGAAGAUCGGCCCUACCUGGGUUCCAGUAGGACGCACCUGCCAGAAGGAAGAAGUGCGCACGGUAUACCAAGUCUUCUCCGCCGUUUGGCGGGCAGCCGGCCCGGUUCUCUCCGAGUCGUUUGUGUUUGCAGCCCAGGGGCUAACACUUGGAACGUCCGAUUCCACCGGCUUCGGCAGAGGCCGCAGAUUCCGGGUCGAGGGGCCCAGAGGCCCGAGGAGCUCAUUCCCGGCCCCAGAUGCCGAGGUUCCCGACAACAGCUGGUGUUAGCCCGAGGGUGCUUGCCGAGCGGGGUGGACCGGUGCAGACGAGCGCCCCCCGCCCUCCGGAGUCCGGUGGUGGGGUGGCCCUGGGCCCUGUGCUGCUGGGGUCCGGUGUCGUCCCACGGUCCUGGGAGCGUCUGGCCGAGACCGGGUGCUGCCCGUGCUUUCCAGAAGAGCUGCUUGGCUGUCUGCUUCUGCCGCACUGUCCGGCUUGCAGAAGCUGUGGCGAGCAUUCCCGCUCACUCUUCACCCACAUCGUCUCCCGGACGUUGCCUCGGCUGUGACUUUUGAAGUGGGGGUCCCCGUGUUUGCUGUGACAUGCGCCCAGCGUGGCAGUGCUGAUGGCCGGUGACAGACGGGGCGUGAAGGGGAAGCCUGGAAUGUCCGGGAAGAGGCAGCUGGGCUGGGGCGGGCAGCGCCUGCUGCUGGGUCUGCUGGUCGCCGUGGCCGCCGCCCACCUGGCCGCCUGCCCCUACACCAAGGUGGAGGAGAGCUUCAGCCUGCAGGCCACGCACGACCUGCUCUUCCACCGUCUGGACAUGGAGCGGUACGACCACCUGGAGUUCCCGGGCGUGGUCCCCAGGACGUUCCUCGGGCCCCUGGUGAUCGCGGCGCUGUCCAGCCCCGUGGUCUGCGUGCUCUCGCUGCUGGGGUCGUCCAAGUUCUACUCUCAGCUGACAGUCAGAGCGGUCCUUGGACUCGGAGUGGUUUCCGGACUCUGGACUUGGCAGAAAGAAGUGCGGCGGCAGUUUGGGGCCACGGCGGCCACCGUGUUCUGCUGGGUGACGGCCACCCAGUUCCACCUGAUGUUCUACUGCACGCGGACACUCCCCAACGUGCUGGCCCUGCCCGUGGUGCUGCUGGCCCUCACGGCCUGGCUGCAGCGGAGGUGGGCCCGCUUCAUCCGGCUCUCGGCGCUGGCCAUCCUGGUCUUCAGGGCCGAGCUGAGCCUGCUCCUGGGCCUCGUGCUGCUGCUGCUGCUCUGCACCCGGCGGCUGACCGUCGCCAGGGCCCUGCGCUUCGCCGUGCCCGCCGGCCUGCUCUGCCUCGGGCUGACGGUGGCUGUCGACUCCUACUUCUGGCGCUACCUUGUGUGGCCGGAAGGAACGGUGCUCUGGUACAACGUCGUGCAGAACAAAAGCUCGAACUGGGGGACCUCGCCGCUGCUCUGGUACUUCUACUCGGCCCUGCCCCGCGGCCUGGGCGGCAGCCUGCUCUUCGUGCCCCUGGGCCUGGUGGACCGCAGGGCCCUGGCGCUGCUGCUGCCGGCCCUGGGCUUCGUGGCCCUGUACUCGCUGCUGCCGCACAAGGAGCUGCGCUUCAUCAUCUACACCUUCCCCCUGCUCAACGCCGUGGCCGCUCGGGGCUGCGCCUACCUACUGAACAACUACCGGAAGUCGUGGCUGUACAAAGUGGGGUCCCUGCUCGUGGUCGGGCACCUUGUGGUGAACGCCGCCUACUCGGCCACGGCCCUGUACGUGUCCCACUUCAACUACCCCGGGGGCGUGGCCAUGCGGACGCUGCAUGAGCUGGUGCCGCCCCAGGCAGACGUCGUCCUGCACAUCGACGUGGCCGCCGCGCAGACGGGUGUGUCCCGGUUUCUGGAGGUCAAUGGCGCCUGGAGGUACGAGAAGAGGGAGGACCUGCGGCCUGGGGCUGAGCGCGCGCUGGCCUACACGCACCUGCUCGAGGAGGCAGCGCCCGAUCGCCUGGCCCUCUACCGGGACACACACCGGGUGCUGGCCAGGGUCGCGGGCAUCACCGGGGCGAGUCUGAACCUGACCCAGCUGCCUCCCUUCAGCGUCCACCUGCAGACAAAGCUGGUGCUUCUGGAGAGACUCCCGAGGCCCUCCUGAGGGGGCCACACGGUGUCCCCGGGCUCCUCCAGCAUCCGGCACGAGGCAGCAGCAGGGCAACAGCCCUGGGGCCACAGUGCGCUUCCCGCCGGGCCCGAGGGGCCAGCCGCGCCUGCCGGCCGCCGCGCCGCACUCCGCCAGUGGGAGCGAGGGCCCCGGACACAGUCUCGGGCCCGGUGGGCUCCUGGGCUCUGCCAGCCCCCCGUGCGGUCACGGGACAGGGUCCACCUCAGGGGCGGUUCAGGAUGCACGCGUGUUCAGACGGGACGAGAAUUAAAGUUUGUAAGCCUUUCCUCA